AUGUCUCUUCCUGCUCCUCACCAAGCAAUUGUUGAUGCUCUGAUCAAGGACUUGAAACAAGCCAAACCCGACGAUCCUCUCCAGUACUGUUCCAACUACUUCAGUCGCCAGCUCGAACUCGAGCGGGCCUUACACAGAGCAGGAAAGUCGACCUCCAUCGCCAACGGCAAGAUGGCAGACACCGCUGGCCCCUUCAACAGCCGCAGCCCCUUUGCAACCAAAAACAGCAUACAAGAGGAGGAUGAAGAACGUGACACCUUUGGUUCUCCCACGGAUGCCACCUUCAAAGCUCGCGAUUCCGGCCGGUCUCCCUUUGGCGGCUCUGGAUUUGGCGCCGCAGCGGGGGCCGCAGCUGGAGGCAGCCUGUUUGGUAACUGGCUAGGAAAUCAAGCGUCAGAAGACACAGAACCACAAGCUCAGUCGUUGCCCAACAACUAUGCUGCAGGACGCCGAACUUCAGUGUCGGCCGAAUCCAUGCAACCAGACUCGGACUCCGGCAGUUGGAAGCCGCCUAAACACUCCAAGACCCCCGAGCAGUACGAGAGACUCCGACAUGCGGUGGCCGGCAACUUUUUGUUCUCCAGUCUCGACGAAGAAUCCUUCAAUCUUGUGCUAGCCGCGUUAGUGGAGAAGACCAUUCCUGCGCCUAAUAUCAAAGUCAUCACCCAAGGCGACGAAGGGGACUUCUUCUACGUCAUAGAAUCGGGUGAAUUUGAUAUCUACAUCAACCCGAGCGGCGCGGUUGAAGCUGGGCCAGAUGGCAUGGGAAACAAGGUUGCGACCAUUGGACCCGGAGGAAGCUUUGGUGAACUAGCCUUGAUGUACAAUGCUCCUCGAGCUGCCACCGUCGUGAGCUCGUCCAAGGGAGGCUUACUCUGGGCGUUGGAUCGUGUCACAUUCCGACGAAUUCUCAUGAAUAAUGCGUUCCAGAAACGAGAAAUGUACGAAGGAUUCCUAGGUGAAGUGCCUUUGCUCUCAUCUCUCAAGCCCUAUGAGAGGGCCAAGAUUGCCGACGCCUUGGAGACAGUCAAAUACGAGUCAGGUCAAAACAUCAUCACUGAAGGAGAGCCAGGCGACGCCUUCUAUCUGCUGGAGUCAGGACACGCUGUUGCAUACAAGCAUGGAGUGGAUCAUCCUGUCAAAGAAUACGGUCGAGGUGACUUCUUUGGUGAGCUAGCCUUGCUGGACGACAAGCCUCGUGCCGCCAGUGUAGUGGCAAAGGACAAUGUCACGGUGGCGAAACUUGGAAGAGACGGAUUCAAACGACUUCUUGGGCCUGUAGAGAGUAUCAUGAGACGUGAAGAAUAUGAGAAUGCAGAGGAAAUGGACCCUCUCACUCAACAGAAGACGGUGACUUAG
Messenger RNA from Cladophialophora psammophila CBS 110553, 1359 nucleotides. Its product is annotated as cAMP-dependent protein kinase regulator. Gene Ontology annotation, cellular component: nucleus; cAMP-dependent protein kinase complex. The record is from RefSeq and is a predicted model, not a curated record. Gene Ontology annotation, biological process: regulation of protein phosphorylation. NCBI's taxonomy places the organism in Eukaryota, Fungi, Ascomycota, Eurotiomycetes, Chaetothyriales, Herpotrichiellaceae. The coding region runs from base 1 to 1359 and encodes 452 amino acids. The transcript has a single exon. Gene Ontology annotation, molecular function: cAMP-dependent protein kinase regulator activity.